This is a messenger RNA of Lindgomyces ingoldianus, 834 nucleotides long. RefSeq names its product alpha/beta-hydrolase. The record is from RefSeq and is a predicted model, not a curated record. Lineage: Eukaryota; Fungi; Ascomycota; Dothideomycetes; Pleosporales; Lindgomycetaceae. The coding region runs from base 1 to 834 and encodes 277 amino acids. The transcript has 2 exons.
AUGUCCUCCAAUUUGGCUGUUGUUAUAUGCCACGGCUUCUUCCACAAUGCUGCUAUCUACCGGCCUCUAGUCGAUGCCUUGAAAUCUCAUGGAAUCGACGCCUACUGUCCUCAACUUCCCAUGUCCGAUCUAUCCAAGCUCAAUGUUGGCGAUAUCAUCUCUCCGAAUUUUGACCUCGAUCCUCCCUCUGGCGGCUAUCCGCAGGGCGAAGAAGAUACUCAGGCCGUACUCGCAGUUCUGAAGCUUCUGGUAGAGGAUCAAAACAGAAGAGUUCUUCUUGUCGCUCAUUCAGGCGGAGGCUUUGCCGCGACUCAAUCUGCUAUCCCAGAGUUACAAGAGAAUCACCGUCAAUCUCGAGGUCUGACUGGAGGGAUUGUCGGCAUCUUCUAUUACGGUGCCUUCAUUGUGCCUCUUGGCGAAUCUUUACAUACCACCUUUCAGCCCAAAGAUGGCCGAAUUGUGACGCCACCUUGGUUGCAGUUCCAUGAAAAUGGUCGAGUUGGCAUCGGAACAGUCUUUGAGCCUGAGAAGUACCUUUUUAAUGGUCUGGAUGAGGGACAAAUGCAGAAGUGGAAACCAUUGCUGACGGGGUCUCCAAUGUGUAUGACGAAGCUCACCAACAACGCAUAUGAGACGCUUCCUUGUGCAUACCUUCAUUUGGAGGAAGAUCGCAUGCUACCAAAAGCAGUCCAAGAGAAAUUGGUAGCUGCGCAGAGCGAGAAGACAGGGGCGUUCAAAGUGUACAACUGCGCCUCUGGGCACUCUCCCCAUUUGAGCCAUACGGAGGAGUUGGUGGACAAGGUCCUGGAUUUUGCAAAUGGGUUGGUGUCAUAA